UAAAUCAAUAUAAAUAAACAUCAUAAAUGCGUUUCAUAAAAAUAGACAUGUAAUAGUUUUUCGAAAUUUUAACCAUAAAAUUGAUGCAAAUUUUUAGUUCGGCUCUUUUGACACAUUAACAUAAGAUAAAAAAUAAGAAAGGCAAUUCUGAUCUCAAACGAAAUUUUUUCCAAAUAUACUAAUAAAUACAAUCAUAAUGUAUAACUGCUGCAAUUACAUGUGUUAUACACCAUCUUGCUACAAUGAGAGCAGUAUCUGCGAGCAUGGACCUUGCGUACCAAGUAAAUGUUGCAUUCCAAGCAUUAGGACAGUAUACAUGGAACGGGAGUUUAGAGUUGGCAGCGCUGAAUAUGAUCUUUUAGGGCAUAAAUUUGCAUCACCAAAAUCUCAGUAUAAAAGGAUAACGAAAAAUGGAAGUAAAAGCGAAGCAUGUGAAGAAACAUGUGGAAAAGCAAUAUCUGAUAAAGUGAAAAUGAUAAUGGAUAAGCUGGAUUCAAUGGAAAAUAAUUUACUUGCUCAGUUUGAAGCUAUAAGUAGUCGCUUGGGUAUAAUUGAAAGUUCUUUGGAGAAAGAUAGUGACAGUUUGGACAAUGUACUUGGUGCAUUUGAUAAUAUAACUCGUGCUAGUGGAGUUAGUACACGGUCUACCAUAAGUGGUCGUAGAAGUACUAGAUUUAGUCGCCCCAGUAUUCGCUCUUCUAUAAAUAGUCGAAGGAGUAGUAGAUUUAGAAGUUCUAGAUUCGGUAAAGAUGAAAUGUUGGAGAACAAAAGCACUGAAACAAGUGAUGACAAUUUAAGUGAUGACAGUGUUGAGUUAUUAUCUAAAAUUAAUUUUGCCAAUGCAAGUAUAAGUAUCAAUGUCGAUUCACAAACAGAUCUUAAAGACUUCGCUAGAGAUGCCAAAGUACCACAAUUUACGGCCUUUUACCCAUCAAAAUUCGUACAUAUUCCACUUAAUGAUAUGGUAGUUGUAAAGGAUAAAGGUGAAAUAAAAAUAAAAGUAAAUGUUGGUGAACAACGUGAUGAUGAAGAAAAAGGUGAAUCAGAAGAUGAGAGUAAAACUCAUCAUCUUUAAUACUUGAUGUAAUAAUUAGCAUGAAUUUUAUGGUAAAUUCUAUCAUGUAUUAUAAACUAUUACAAGUUUUUCCUAAAGAAGGCUAGUGGUACUCACAGUCUGGAGUGAGAAGCUCAGUAAUUGAUUAAUAUAGAAACAGCAACAAAAAUAAUUUCUGUCAGUAAAACUAAAUCAGUAAUAAUUGACCGUGUUUCUAUGUAACUUAGUUACAGAGAUCGUUACUAGAAUACUAGAUUGUGAAUACCUCUUGUAUAUUUAGGAAAAAUUGAAGUAUUUUUGAAUCGAUAAUAUUUAAAAUGUAUUUAUUUAAAAUAUUGAGUUUUUUUUAAUAAU
Messenger RNA from Teleopsis dalmanni, 1408 nucleotides. RefSeq lists its product as uncharacterized. The record is from RefSeq and is a predicted model, not a curated record. The transcript has 3 exons. Lineage: Eukaryota; Metazoa; Arthropoda; Insecta; Diptera; Diopsidae. Bases 197 to 1075 code for a protein of 292 amino acids.